Messenger RNA from Diprion similis, 3515 nucleotides. Its product is annotated as sentrin-specific protease-like. The transcript has 3 exons. Gene Ontology annotation, biological process: protein desumoylation. Gene Ontology annotation, molecular function: deSUMOylase activity. Bases 694 to 2448 code for a protein of 584 amino acids. Lineage: Eukaryota; Metazoa; Arthropoda; Insecta; Hymenoptera; Diprionidae. The record is from RefSeq and is a predicted model, not a curated record. Gene Ontology annotation, cellular component: nucleus.
ACCAACACAACAGACCGGAUAGAGAUUAACAGAGAACGCAAAGGUGUCCGAGUUCCAGUCAAUAACGAGUUGGAUGACCGUUACAAUCCCGAAAACUUUCAGUGUUUAAAAAUUGUGCGUACCGCAGUACAAAAAAUCAGCCAAAUCGUUUCGCUUUCCGUUUAGUCGUAGUUUAUUUGGCGCAAGUGCCGAGUGCAAACGCCUCGCUUAUCUGUGUUUAUCUUGUAGCAUUUCGGCUUUCCGCUCGGUUAACAGCCUGCACUUGACGCGGAGUGCAUUAGAAUACAAUUUUCCUAUAUACAUGCUUUUUCGACUAUGUGCAUAACUUCUAUUUAAAUCCAAACUUGCGUCUUUCACAGGCGUGACGCGAUACGCUGUAUUUACGUCGAAAAUCUACGCGACUCCAGUCGUCGCGAUUAUCAUGACUAAACUGAGGAUGCCCACAGCAAUUAUCGCUGCAUGUGAAAUAUUCCUUCCAAUGGCUAAUACGACGCGGUAAACUCAUCUGUGCCUGGCGCUUCUUAAAUAAAAAUUUUUCUGGAGUCACCUAAGAGCCACAUCGCUACAGUGAAAAAGAUCUACGACCGUCUCCCAAUGACAUAGUGCCGUGAGUGAAAUUAUACCGAAUGGACUUGAUACUACAGAGACAGAGUUUGCUUUUGAAUUUAUCACCUGUCGAAAUCACUGGCCAUUAUGUUUGUGUUCGAUUACUUCAAGAAGCUCUUCGGAUAUGCAGAUGAAAUCAGCCGGAAAAGAAAGAUACCUGAUUCGUCAAGUCCGAGCGAAGAUUUUAUACCAAUUAAAAAGCAGUGUCGUGAUCGCGAAAUGGGUAGUCUCAAAACUAAACUCAGAGACUAUCAUUACGGUCUCGAGGAUGACGGCAGUGUAAAAAUAUCUACAGAAUCAGUUUAUCAAUCAAAAUAUACCAAAAACUUACAAAACGGAAUCAACAACGAAAAUCGUGAAGGUUUCAGUUCUACAAACUUGUCGACAAGCAUGAAGCCACCCAAGAAAGACGCGUAUACUCCCCACUCCGCAAAAUGCAAUGGUUCUGGGAAUGACCGGUUUGCAAAGAAUAGCAAUCCAAACGUUAGCAAAUUUACAGACAGCGGGAUGUCAACGUUGGCAAAGACAUCUUUGUUACGAGAGAAAAAGCAGUAUGGAGAGAUACUGCAGAAUUAUAUUCCAGCCAGAAUACAGGAAAUCGACGUGACUAAAUUUACCAAGGCAAAAGGAUGUGCGAAAGAUCCUACAGAAUUGAUACAUUCGGAAAAGUACAAACCGUGCCAAAGGCAGACGCCGGGCAAAUCAACCAAGCUGCUUUUUCCUACCUCAAGUUCUUCGUGGUAUAGGCCUACUGAUUUCAAGGAUAGAAAUACCGUCCCAGAGACAAAGAUUGUCGAACAUGAUCGAAAUCAUAGAAAAUCCAUGGAACUGGGUAAUGUGACCACACAUGAAACUUCUUUGCCUCUUUAUCGUUCGAACAUCACUCGACAAUCCUUUGGUCAUAAAAACACCACCACGAACACACUGCGAGACUUACUCGGAUCGAAAGCAGUUCUAAAAAACGAUUAUGUCUCAGAAGUUUCAAAACGUUAUGAUGCACGCAUUCAAGAAUGUCAGAAGCAGGCCGAAGAGCUGAAGAGAGAGAAGGAUCUUCUUGCCAAGCAUAACCGACUGACCAGAGAAGCUGUACUUGAAGAACAGUUCCACCGUUCAUUGAGGCUAUGCGAACCAAUUCUCGACGAUACAGAAGAACCGGAAGAUGAACCACUCCCAAGUCUUACGAACGAAAUGCUCCAAGAAAUCAAGCAUGCCCUCAUUCCUCACCCACCGAAUCAGGUUCUGGUCGAAGGCUUUGGGCUUCAGAUUACGAGGAAAGACAUUCACACCCUAUCUGGCUUGAACUGGCUGAACGACGAAGUAAUCAACUUUUACAUGAAUUUAUUGAUCGUUCGGGGGAACAGUGGUGGGAAUUUCCCUAAAGUUCACGUGAUGAAUACAUUUUUCUACCCAAAACUACUUUCCGGGGGGCACUCGUCGCUGAAACGAUGGACACGGAAGGUUGAUAUAUUCUCAAAAGAAAUGCUCGUCGUUCCUAUACAUCUUGGAAUGCAUUGGUGCAUGUCAAUCGUCGAUUUUAGGGACAAAACUAUUCGUUACUUCGACAGUAUGGGUGGGAGUAAUCUUAAGUGCCUCAAUGCUUUGAAACAAUAUCUCCAAGAUGAGAGUUUGGACAAAAAGAAGCAGCCUUACAAUAUGACGGGCUGGAAAUUAGAGAAUGUCAAAGAUAUACCCCAGCAGAUGAACGGUAGCGAUUGCGGAGUAUUUUCAUGCAUGUUUGCCGAGUACUUGUGUGCCAACAAGAGACUGACUUUCAGUCAGAAGGACAUGCCGUAUUUCCGCAACAAAAUGGUAUAUGAAAUACUUAAAUCUAAACUUUUAUAACUAAAGUAUCUAUUUUGAGGAACUGCUGUGAGUUGAAAAAGCUCCCGAAUCUGCGAUACUGAGGUGAAUAAAUGAGGAAUGAAUUAUUUCCGCGUGUUUCUAUCCAUAAACUUUGACUGUAAUCGAGACAUUGUGUAACGAUGAUAUCACGUGGAAAGAUAUUCUCAAUCACCUCAACGUUCUGGACAGAGUUUAUUCUGAAGAUUUACCGACAGUGAUGCUUAGAUUAGGGAUCUGUUAAUUGAUAAUGUUAAUCAUUGCAUCACAAUGUGAUCAAUAUGAGAACUUCAACGCUGUCUGGCACUCCGCAGAUUACAAAAACUUGGUGAUUAAUAAAGUUGCUUUCAAUUGUAACGUUAAGCAUUAAACUUUGUUAUCAUCUAAGCAAACAAUAACAUUCAAGUGAAUCAUUCAUAUAUUUAAAAAAAACUUUCAACAAAUUUUUCCCCUUGCGCACUGAAGAAAGAGAACGAAAAAGAAAGCAGACUUUUACACUGACGACUGAAAUGAAAAUUCAUUAAGAUUUGUUACGAAUGUUUAUUAUUAUUUACUUCGCAAAUCAUCUGCAAGGAAAAAUCCUAAACCUCGUAAAUCGAAUAAUAUUUAGCGUUUUGUAAUCAUCUUACAAGAUUUAAAACGUCAUUAAUUUUGUAAUAAACUUUAAAUCUAACCAAGCAAUGUUUCUUUAUUAUUGUCAAGUUUGGAUAAUGUAAUUUAAUCUGCUUUUGUCACAGAAUUUUAAUCUUCUGUUUAUUGCAUUGGUGGUUACUAGUCAUUUGUUUUUCAAUUGUAAUUUAAACACUCAAUAAUUAAUUGUUGAUUGUUUGAGUCUUCUAAGAAUUUAUUCAUAUUCAUAGGGUUCGUCGAGUCAUCCAUCUGUGACAAGUCAUCAUUUUCUAAACGCAUAAAUUUUCAUCUUUGCCGAUGAACCUAGAUCAGUACAAAUGUUUAAACUUUUGAGUCAUUAUUGCCCACUCCUACAAACAGCCCCCAACUUCAGUUAUAAAAAAUGGUGUAGCGUGUACGCAUGAUGACAGUUUGAUCCAAUGUGCAGACAAUCCUGUUAU